Beta vulgaris subsp. vulgaris (sugar beet) is the source of this 567-nucleotide messenger RNA. RefSeq names its product B3 domain-containing protein REM16-like. NCBI's taxonomy places the organism in Eukaryota, Viridiplantae, Streptophyta, Magnoliopsida, Caryophyllales, Amaranthaceae. Gene Ontology annotation, molecular function: DNA binding. The record is from RefSeq and is a predicted model, not a curated record. The coding region runs from base 1 to 567 and encodes 188 amino acids. The transcript has a single exon.
AUGGCCUAUGGGUCGUUAGAUGAUCCCGAAGAUUUUUUUUCUGAGAAGCUGAAGGACAUAUUACCUCAAAUGGCUGUCCUCAAAAGUCCCGAAGGUCCUACAUGGGAUAUACAGCUUGUAAGAAAUAAUGAAACCCUUUACUUCAGAGAGGGAUGGAAAGAGUUUGCGGAAGCUCAUAAUUUUAAAGAGAACGACUUGCUUAUCUUCAAGUACGAACGGGAUUCCUGCUUCAACAUUUGGGUGUUCGAUAGCAGAAGCUUGUGUGAGAAAGCUGGUUCAUAUUUUGUCUGGAAAUAUGCUUCUAAAAAAAAUGAGGCAGGUGAAAAUUCCCAGUUAAAGAGAAAAAAACACAGAGGUGGUUCUGUCCACGCUGCUGUCAAUAAUGAGAAUCCAGAGCUUGAAGUUUCAGAUUCCGAGUUGGACCCUGCAAGAGCCUCAAUGAAGAAGAGUCGCAGGAAUUCUAUGUGUGGCUUGAGGAGUAGUGAUGCCGAAGCAAGUACACCUUACACUGAUAAAAGUCCCCCAAGUGCAGCAGAGAAAGAGAGAGUUGUGCCAAUUGCGGAUUGA